AUGUGGGCCUGCAUCUGGAACUGCAAUUCCAGGAAAGGGGUUGUUAUUUGCGAGUAUCCAUAUGACCCUACCGUUGUUUUGGGGUACCUGUCUGUUGGUUUUCUGGUUGCCUCAACUGUGGCUGGGUGUAACGCUGGACUGGCACUAGCGUUUCUGCUGUGGCCUACGAUAACAGAACAACUUCAUCUGAUUCGCAACAUUCAUCACAACCUGCGAACAGAUUGCCCAAUUGCCAAGACUGGUCUCCUUGGUGGCGGUGCUUUUCUAUCACUCAACACAUCACUCUUCUGGCUGGUUUCCCUUAUGUUAGCGGACAAUGCACGAGAAGACUACUUUGAUGAAGUGGAAGGUGUUAAAGGUGAGCUCGGAAGUUUUCCUGGGCUUGAUUAUGAAGUAGAUGGUGGCAUUAAAGCAUGA
Messenger RNA from Thlaspi arvense, 417 nucleotides. Lineage: Eukaryota; Viridiplantae; Streptophyta; Magnoliopsida; Brassicales; Brassicaceae. The record is from the annotation of a GenBank genome assembly.